Messenger RNA from Trypanosoma theileri, 855 nucleotides. RefSeq lists its product as uncharacterized. The record is from RefSeq and is a predicted model, not a curated record. NCBI's taxonomy places the organism in Eukaryota, Euglenozoa, Kinetoplastea, Trypanosomatida, Trypanosomatidae. The transcript has a single exon. Bases 1 to 855 code for a protein of 284 amino acids. Gene Ontology annotation, molecular function: polynucleotide 5'-phosphatase activity.
AUGCUGCAGCGCAUACCAGCAUAUCGAGACCCCCUUGUGCAGGUUCUUAGCGAUGCGCUAAAGCGGGCGUUAGAUGUCUACCGCCGUGAAAUGUCCGCUGGAGUUUCGGUUGAGUUUGAGUGCCGUCUUGGUACCUUUUCUGCAUCACGGCAUACCUACACACACUCGUUCCCCACCCAUACUACUACUCCGGCAUUGCUGGAAGGACAAUCUACCAUCCCGUUCUUCUUCUUUGCUGGUGUGGCCCAGCCAACUUUUCAUGCGCUACACACAGCACUUAAAUCCACUGCUGGAUUCUCCAUGCCAGCACGCUCUUCUACAGUACUCUCCGUGCGUACGGCAGGCCCAACACGUCUGGAGUAUGCAAUGAAUGCUACUUGUAAUACUGGAAGACUGAUAGCAGUGGUGGAUAAGGAGCGAAUCCUCACAAAUGAUAUUCGUUGCCCGCGUUGGGCCUCUGAUUUCCGCGUCUCGGUGUCUCGUGAGAAAUCUAUCCGUGCCGAUGCAUGGGGGAAGUCCGAAUGGGCGGCGUUUACUCCGACUGUAUCACGUCUGCGGCAACGCAAAACUAUUCGUGUAAGUCCGCUACUCUCACUAGAUAUCGCCAUGGUACGCUCUUUCACAGAUCACACACGUUUUACUGUACCAUGGUCACCAGAGUUGCAUGUUCCGUUUAUUAGUGCUCCCCAAGUCUCUUAUGAUGUGGAGUUGGAAGUGAACAUCUCGGCAUUGUAUCGUAUGGUGAAGCAAACACGAUUGUUAGACUCUACCGUAGAAAGGACAUCUCAGGAUGUGCUCGCCGUGUUGCAGUUCCUAACAUUGAAGAGGGAAAACAUUGGGACAACUACUCCCUAG